AUGGAGGCUGCCAUAAUAGAAAUCCCAGGGAUCCUACCGGUCACAGAACUCCUCAUUGCUUGCUGUGUUUUCUGCCUGGUUCUGACGAUCGCAAAAUCUUUCUGGAAACCGGUCACAAAGGGGCUGAAGAGGGUCCCAGGCCCGAGAGGCUACCCUUUGAUCGGCAACAUCCUGGAUCUGGGAAAGAACCCCCAUCUGUCCCUGAGCGAGAUGAGUCAGAAAUACGGGGACGUGAUGCAGAUCCACCUGGGCACACGGCCGGUCUUAGUGCUGAGUGGGCUGGACACAAUCCGGCAAGCGCUGGUGAAGCAGGGCGAGGACUUCAUGGGACGCCCCGAUCUCUACAGCUUCCAGUUCAUCAGCGAGGGCCAGAGCUUAACCUUUGGUCACGAUUCCGGGGAAGUCUGGCGAGCCAAUCGGAAGCUGGCUCAAAAUGCCUUGAAGACCUUCUCUGCUUCCCCCAGCCUGACCUCGUCCUCCUGUCUGCUGGAGGAGCACGUCUCCAAUGAAGCCGACUAUCUAAUCCAGAAAUUCCAGGAGCUGAUGAAGGAGCAGAAGAGCUUUGACCCGUACCGGUAUCUGGUGGUCUCGGUGGCCAACGUCAUCUGCGCCAUGUGUUUUGGGAAGCGCUAUAGCCACGAUGACCAAGAGCUUCUCAGCUUCGUCAACAUAAAUAACGAGUUUGGGGAGGCGGCUGCUUCGGGAAACCCAGCCGACUUCCUCCCGAUCCUCCGGUAUCUUCCCAACCAGACUAUGAAGGCCUUCAAGGAUCUCAAUAGUCGGUUCUCGACAUUUGUGCAGAAAAUCGUCAGCGAGCAUUAUACCAGCUUUGACAAGGAGCACAUCCGAGACAUCACCGACUCCUUGAUCGACCACUGCGAAGAUAAGGUGGAUGAGAAUGCCAACGUCGAGAUUUCAGAUAAAAAGAUUGUCAGUAUCGUCGGGGAUCUCUUUGGAGCAGGUUUUGAUACAGUCACCACUGCUUUGUCAUGGUCCCUCUUGUAUCUGGUGACCUACCCGGAAAUCCAGAAGAAGAUCCAGGAGGAGAUAGACCAGACGAUCGGCAGAGAAAGGAAGCCCCGGUUGUCUGACCGUUCCGUGCUGCCUUACACGGAUGCCUUUCUUCUGGAAACGUUCAGACAUUCCUCUUUCUUGCCUUUCACAAUCCCUCAUUGCACCACUCGGGAAACGGCUCUGGGUGGCUUCUACAUCCCCAAAGACACCUGCGUGUUUGUCAACCAAUGGCAGGUCAACCACGACGCGAAACUUUGGAAGGAUCCUUCUUCUUUCCAGCCCGAACGUUUCCUGUCGGCCAACGGGGCUGGAAUAAAUCGAGUGGAGAGCGAGAAGGUCCUGUCUUUCGGUUUGGGGAAGAGAAGAUGCAUCGGGGAGUCCAUCGGCAAAGGGGAGGUCUUCCUUUUCUUGACCACCCUGCUCCAGAAACUAGAAUUCAGUUUGUGCCAGGGACAGACAGCGGACACCACCCCACUGUAUGGACUCACGAUGAAAAACAAGAAGUGUGACCAUUUCCAGGUCAGGCAGAGGUUCUAAAGA
Heteronotia binoei (common prickly gecko) is the source of this 1554-nucleotide messenger RNA. Its product is annotated as cytochrome P450 1A4-like. The coding region runs from base 1 to 1551 and encodes 516 amino acids. Gene Ontology annotation, molecular function: oxidoreductase activity, acting on paired donors, with incorporation or reduction of molecular oxygen, reduced flavin or flavoprotein as one donor, and incorporation of one atom of oxygen; heme binding; steroid 17-alpha-monooxygenase activity. NCBI's taxonomy places the organism in Eukaryota, Metazoa, Chordata, Lepidosauria, Squamata, Gekkonidae. The record is from RefSeq and is a predicted model, not a curated record. The transcript has 6 exons. Gene Ontology annotation, biological process: progesterone metabolic process; hormone biosynthetic process.